Plasmodium gallinaceum is the source of this 2439-nucleotide messenger RNA. Its product is annotated as conserved Plasmodium protein, unknown function. The record is from RefSeq and is a predicted model, not a curated record. The coding region runs from base 1 to 2439 and encodes 812 amino acids. NCBI's taxonomy places the organism in Eukaryota, Apicomplexa, Aconoidasida, Haemosporida, Plasmodiidae. The transcript has a single exon.
AUGAUUAACGCAAAAUUUAAUUUUUUAAGUCCUUUAAUAAUUCUAAUAAUUAUAAAUAAUUUUAAUAAAAAAAAAGAAAAAAUAUAUAUUUCUUUUUUUUUAUAUAUUUAUUUAUUUAUUACUUUUUUUUACUUUAAAAAAUUAACGUUCAUAGAAACUUACCAAAUAAGCCAAGUAAAAAUUUUUAAUAAUGAUUUUGUUAAUAUCGUAAAAAAUGGGAGAAAAAAGAAAAAAAUUCUCUUUAGAUAUAAAAAUAUUUCUGCACACACAAAAAAAGGAAAGGAGUCAUAUAUAAAAGAGGAUAACUAUAAAGAUAUAAAAAAUAUAGAAAAUAAUAAAGUAAGAAAUAUAAGAAAAAUUAACACUAAUAACUAUUUCAAUUCUUUAUGCCACAGUAAUGCAUUAAUUAAGUAUAUAGAUGAGAAUGUAAAUUUUAAUGAUGGUGUAAUAAAUUAUUUUGUAUUAAAUUCCAAUCCAAAUAUAAAUUUUUUAGUUAAUAAUAUAAAAGAAAAAAAAGUAUGUAAUACAAAUAAAAAAAAAUUAAGUGAUAAGAAUUAUAAUAAUGAAAGCAUACUGAGUGAAAUACAAAAAUACAAUAAUAAUAUAGAGAAUAAUAAUAUCAAUAAUAUAAAAAAUGAAAAAAUACGAUUAAAACUUAAAAGGGGAUAUAUGAAUGAAAUCUAUGAUAAAGAAAAAAGAAAGUUAAAUAAUAUACUGCUUUCUUUAAAGGAUAAAAGUAUAUUUAAAAAAAAUAAAAAUAAAAUAAAAGAAAAUAUAUUAUUAUUAAAUGGACAAAUUGUUAAAACAGAAGUGAUAAAGCAAUAUUUAUUUCAUAAAUUAAGAUUAGAAUAUUAUGAAAGUAUAAGGGAUCAAAAAAAAAUUUUAACUUUAGAUUUGUGGUCAAAAGAAAUCAAUGUUUCUGUUGAUAAUUUAAAAAAGUUAAUCAUAUACAUCUAUAAAAUGAAAAAUUUAGUACAAAAAGAAGAUGAGGAUUUAUUAGUUAAAACAUAUUUUUAUAACAAAACUAAUAUGUUUACAUUAUUUAGAAAUAUUAAUGGUGAUAAUAAUAUAACAUAUGAUUUUAGCAUAACAAAAGAAAUUACAAAUGAUGAUAAUAAAGAAAACGAAGAGAAAAAAGAAGAAAAAAAGAAAAAAAAGGUAAUAAAAGAAAUUCAUGAAAAACAUAAAGAAUUGAAUUCAAAAACUUACUGUUGUAAUAUGGAAUCUCAAUCAGGAUAUGAAAAUAACAAAGAAAAUAUAAUUUACAAGAAUAAUGAACAAAAUAAAGAUUCAGAAAUGGAACAAAUAAAUGAAGAAAAACAAGAAUUACCAAAUAUAGAAGUAAAAAAAAAAUAUAAUAUUUUUGAUGAUUAUUUUGAAAAUGCAAAAACACCUCUCUAUAAUGAUUGUGAAAAUUUAAUAAAUACAGAAGUGCAGAAAUUUAUAGAAUGCAUUAAAGAUAUUGUUUUUUUUGAAAAUUCUAUUUAUAUGCUUGAAAAAUUAGAAAAUAGACCUCCAUUAAUGGAAGAAUUAAUAUAUGCUUAUAAUUAUGAUAAAGAAAAUUUUUUAAAAGGUUUAGAAAAUAAAAUAAAAUUAUCUCAGAAAUUACUUAUAUAUUUCAUACCUCUAAUAAAGAACAUUGUAAGAAAAGCAGAAGCAAAUUUUAGUAGUAAUUUAAGUGAAGAAGAUUUUUUACUAGUUAGUUUAGAAUCAGUCAAAAAUGGAUUCAAAAAAUAUGACAUAGAAAAAUUAGGAAUAAAAAAUUUAACCAAAUAUGUUUAUAUAUGGGCAAAAAAUAGUACAUAUAAUUAUUAUCAAAAACACAAGUCUUUUAUAUCUAUUUCACCUCAUACGUAUAAGGAUUAUAAUAAAAUAAAAAAUUUUGAAGAAGCCUUUUUAGAAAAAAAUAAUAGAAAGCCAAAUAUAAAAGAAAUAAGUGAAGGAUUAAAAAUGAGUAUAGAAAAAGUAGAAAAAGUGCUAUCUUCUACAGUAAAUAUUAUAGAUGCAGAAAAGCCUAUUGUUUAUCAAAAUAAAAAUUCAGAAAAUCCGGAAAAAAAUACAUAUAAAGACUUAAUAGUUAAUUCAGAUGAUAUUCACAGCUUUAAUGAAAUUAUGUACAAUGAUUUAGUAAUAAAAGGAUUAAGAAAUUUUAUCUGUAAAUCAAUAAAAAAAAAAAUUAAUAAAUUAAUUAUAUUUAUGAAAUUUGGUCUUUUUUUAAACAAAAAAAUUUACACCGAUGAUGAGACAUGCGAAACUCUUAAAAUUAGCAAAAAAAAAUUUCAAAAGUAUUUUCAAGAUUCAAUGAGUGAAAUUAAAAAUUUUAUAAAACAAUUAAAAAAAAAUAAAUCUCAAUUAGACUCUAACUUUGAUUUUGCUUCUUACAUAAGUUUUUCUCAAUAUGAUUUUUUAGGAAAUGAAUUUUCGCAAAUUACUGCUUAG